Messenger RNA from Phasianus colchicus (ring-necked pheasant), 2293 nucleotides. It is a transcript of the gene KLHDC8A, whose product is annotated as kelch domain containing 8A. NCBI's taxonomy places the organism in Eukaryota, Metazoa, Chordata, Aves, Galliformes, Phasianidae. The record is from RefSeq and is a predicted model, not a curated record. Gene Ontology annotation, molecular function: protein binding.
AUCCCACUGCAGCCCCUCCAUCCCACUGCUGCCCCUCCAUCUCAAUGCUGCCCCUACAUCCCAGUGCAGCCCCUCCAUCUCAGUCCUGCCUCUCCAUCCCACCGCAGCCCCUCCAUCCUUCAUGUGUUCUCUGCCCACGGAGCCGAUCGAUGCCCACAGAUCAGCCGUCCCCAGCUCAGCAUCCCCGCUCCAUCUCUCCCUCCUCGACCACUUUUCCUUUUGCAGCCGUGGAAGGGGAGGGCCGCUGUGACAGAACAUCCUGUGCGAGCUUGGGGAGCCAUAAAAGGCUUAAAGCAUGGCUCUGCUAAUCCGCCCUGUACACACCCGCACGCACAGCCCCGGCGGCGGCACCGAGGAGGAUCCCGACGGCCGCAGCAGAUGGGAGAGCUCCGAUUCCGUUCAUCCCACGCCUCCUGCAAGCGGGCUUUUAAAGCCCAAGGAUUCCUACUCGUUUUCUCGCAGCCCCCCCCAGCCCCCACCCGAGGGAUGGAUGCGCUCAAGCUGGAGAUGCCGGCGCUCGGGGUUUCGCUGGGCUGAAGUUGAAGAGCGUUUGUAGGAGAGCAUCGUGCGAGGAGGCGGCACAGCUUGCCGACAGAUCUGAGCUGGAGCUGCUGACUCCUGCGUGGAGCUGUGAUUCCUUCCCAGGGUUUGUGCUAUUUCCAGCUCCUGUUGCCCCCGUUCCUGUGACGCCCAUCCCCUUGUGCUGGGAACAAACCCUGGUUGGCAGCACGCUGUGCUCUGCUCCGUUUGCAGCCACUUUUCCCAAGCUGUAAGACAGCCCAGGACGUAUCUUGCAUGGCACCAAGGCUCAGCUCUGCAUGAGCUGCUGAGGCAGGCGUGGAUCUGCAGGAUGAGCAGAGCUGCAGGCAGAGCCUAGGUGCCCCAUCAGCAGCUGAUAGAUGCUGACACCAUGGAGGUGGCCAACAGCAGGGAUUUCCAAUGGAAGACCCUCUCCCCUCUGCCGAGCCGCCGGGUUUAUUCCACGCUGGUGGAAGUGGGUGGGCAGGUGUUUGCCAUCGGGGGCUGCGAUGACAACGGUGUCCCCAUGGAUUGCUUUGAGGUUUACUCCCCCGAGGCUGACCAAUGGACGUCGCUGCCCCCCAUGCCCACUGCCAGGGCCGGGGUGGCGGUGGCCACGUUGGGUAAAAGGAUCAUGGUGAUAGGGGGUGUGGGGGCCAACCAAGCACCGCUGAAGAUCGUGGAGAUGUACAACGUGGAUGAGGGCAAGUGGAAGAAGAGGAAUUCGCUGAGGGAGGCGGCCAUGGGCAUCUCGGUGACGGCAAAAGACUACAGAGUGUAUGCAGCUGGUGGGAUGGGAGCUGACCUACGACCACACAACUACCUGCAGCACUACGACAUGCUGAAGGACAUCUGGGUGUCCCUGGCAGCCAUGCCCACAGCACGGUAUGCAGCCACCUCCUUCCUGCGGGGCACCAAGAUCUACGUGCUGGGGGGAAGGCAGUCCAAGUAUGCUAUCAACGCCUUCGAGGUCUUUGACACCGAGACCAGAUCGUGGACUAAGUUUCCCAAUAUCCCCAAUAAAAGAGCUUUCUCCAGCUUCGUGCCUACCGAAGACAAACUGUUCAGCCUUGGGGGCCUGCGGCAGGGCCGGCUCUACAGGCAGCCCAAGUUCAUGAGGACUGUGGAUGUGUUUGACUUUGAGCAAGGUGGCUGGAUGAAGAUGGAGCGCUCCUUCUACCUGAAGAAACGGCGAGCAGACUUUGUGGCUGGCUACCUGAAAGGCAGAGUCGUCGUGGCUGGGGGACUGGGAAACCAGCCGACCGUCCUGGAGUCUGCAGAAGCUUUCCACCCUGAGAAGAACAAAUGGGAGAGCUUGCCCCCCAUGCCCACCCCACGCUGUGCCUGCUCCAGCAUCGUGCUCAGGGGCUGCCUGCUGCUAGCAGUUGGUGGGGUGAGCCAGGGGUUGAGCAGCGCGGUGGAAGCCCUCUGCCUUUCUGACUCCUAGCAGUGGCCCUAUGCUCCCCUCCGGUCUCCUAAAGAGCUGCUGGGGGGGGAAACGAAGAGGAAGGGACAGUUUGCAGUGUUUGUGCUGUGUGUCCUGCCAGCAGGAAGGGCUCUGCAGGGUGAGGUGUGGGUGAGCAUCUCCCUGCUGCCACCCGAACCCAGCACAGGUUUGGAGGGGUCAGCCGGAAUGGGGAGAGCAGAAGUGAUGCCCUCUUUGGGUGCUCUGAGGUGUGUGUUUUCUCUUUGGUGUGCAGGAAGGGAAACUCCAAAUCUGUAUCCAGGUACAGGGGAUUGUUCUUUUGCCUUCAUAGCAAGACUUUUCCUGCAG